Messenger RNA from Porites lobata, 2313 nucleotides. The record is from the annotation of a GenBank genome assembly. Lineage: Eukaryota; Metazoa; Cnidaria; Anthozoa; Scleractinia; Poritidae.
AUGGCUGCUGAUUCAAAACAUUCUGCUCUUCAAGUUGCUUCGCCUUGUUGUGAAAAUCAAAGCACUUAUCCACAGAACCAAGGUAAUAUGUGACAGGACUUUCCCCUGGAGCUCAAAAUCUCAGCUGACUUUCUGAUUUUCGGUUUUUUAUAGGGACCUAUUCUUGGCAAGCAGAGCUUCGUGAUAUUCGAGAUUGCAGGAAAAUAAACGACAUUCUCGAACGAAGAAGCACUGAAAUUCGUAAGCUUUACGAGGAGUGCCAAGAUUCAUGUAAGUUUCAUUUUCAAAUUCUUUUUUUUUGCAACAAGUGUGUUGCGUAUUCAGCUGCAAGAUUUCCGUACAGCCGCAUACAAUUAUUAUGCAUGCAUGUUUUGACAAAUGACUGUUUUGAGUUUUCACACUGGCAUUUCACAUUUCAUACAUUCAUAUGUACGGUAUUUUACACUGCUUUUUUUCUUCUCCUCGCCGCGAGGGUUUCUUUUAUUUUUCUCAUCACGAGGAGCACGAGACACUUGACGUUGCCAUCCCUUUUCUGAUGGUUGUGAAGAAUAAAUAUCGUUGAUUUGAGAAUUCAACAAAUCAGUUAAACAAAUCUGAUUGAUCCCAAAAAAACAUACCCUACAUUUAGUAUAAACUAGUGUUGUGUUUGAUUUAAAGUGUGUAGUAUUUGUUGUUUGUAGCAUUUGUGUACCAAAAUUGUGAAUUUCUAUACAGGGGCAAGUUUAAUAAACUGUAAUUUGCAAGUGUGCCCAUUGUUUGAGUGUCUAAAAACAACACUUGUAAAUUAUAAUUGUAAUAGUUUUAUUAAAUUGACCCCGAGUUUAAAAAUCAAUGAAAUAGAAACAUAUUGAUCGCUGGCUUCUUUUUACAGUGGAUGAAUGUCGUCGUCUUGAGGCGGAGUGGUUCGCUUUAGUUACAGAAAAAGACAAAAACUUUCGCCAACAAAUUGAAGAGGUAAGUAAUAGAUUAAGCUUGUCAGACAGGCUGGUUAAUAUCAAACUUAAGGCUUUAAGUCACACAAAAACCAAGAAAUGAGGUCUCGGGAGAGUUGUGUUGUUUUUUAGAUUCAUCUUUUGCUUGAUAUAAUGUGUGGUGGUAUAUACAGAACUGGAAGAAAGAUGAUGGGAGACCAAUGUUUAAAUAUAAGACUACUAAAAUGAUACAGGGUGCAUUGAUUCCUUUUUGAUGAUCAAGAUCAAGAUUAGUGAUCCCAUCAUCCCAAAGAGACCCAAGGGUGAUAGUUGGAUCUUUUUGAAAAAGUUUGCUGCUGUUUCUCCUGACCUGACUCACCACCCCUUGGUCUCCGAGGAUGCGAUCACUUGGAACAAAGCACAACAAAGGAGCGAACAAAGGGUUGCCCAAAGAGGAUUAAUUUUAUUGUUUCCUUUGAUACAUCUUAAUCUGAGUGAUCCCGCAUCCCUGAUCCUGAUCUGGAAUAUACCAAAGGAAAUGCAACCAAAGUCAAACAUCCAGAAUUCAAACACUGGUGAGGAAAAACUGCGGGGCUGGUGUCAAUGAUGGGAGUGUUCAUAUUAUAGAUAUAGGGAUUUCAAGAUGUUUGGUGUCUUUGGGACCAAGGGAACUGUUUUUUAUAUUAUCAGAGAGGUAUAGAGGAAGCUUCAUCUGUAAAAAUGGUCAAGCCAAGGUCCAAAUAACUAAAAGGUUGUUUUUCUAAACCUACAGGAAAAUGAAGAAACCAAGAGGAAUCAGAUGAAACAACUGUAUGAUGUCCUUCAAUCACUGGGUACUUUCAGUUUUGAUAAACCAAAUGAAGCAGUUUUGAAGCGAAACCUGGCAAAGAUGUACCACCAGAUUGGGAAAUACUGCCAAAGAAAUGACAUAGACAUCACAAAAAGGUCCACAGUCAAGAUGAAAUCAAAUGAAGUUCAUGAUGAGAAUACCAGUGCCACAACCUCACCUUCCCAGGUAGUCAUUCCACCUCCCCCGCCACCACCCCCUGUAGGAAAUUUGGCAGCUCUUGUCACAUCAAACAGUGUUUUGAAGGAAAGAGGUUCUCAAAGUCACCAGGAAAAGAAUUUCGAACCAGUCAAACCAGAUCCAGCUACACCAGGCAAUCACCUUAAUGAAGAGCUCCUUAACAGAAUAAGAAAUGGGUGUCGUUCUGAUCUAAAGAGUACGCCAGUCAAACGUUCGCCUGGUGGCACGCCACUAAAAAGACAAAGACGGAUGUCUGAGAGUGACACUUCUGAUUUGAUAACUGUGGCACUGAAGAGGAAAUUCCAACAUACAAUUUUCCAUAGCCCUAAAGAAAGUGAUUCACCAAGAUCUGUUGUGUCUCCUGGAGAUAUAUAA